This is a messenger RNA of Sphaeroforma arctica JP610, 612 nucleotides long. RefSeq lists its product as hypothetical. NCBI's taxonomy places the organism in Eukaryota, Ichthyosporea, Ichthyophonida. The coding region runs from base 1 to 612 and encodes 203 amino acids. The transcript has 3 exons. The record is from RefSeq and is a predicted model, not a curated record.
AUGUUAGAGAAGGACAGUUUUAUUUUGCUGAUAGGUACCAUGCAUGGCAAACUAACAGUAAGAAUCUUGGCGUACUUCGACCCCGUGUGGAAGCUCAAGAUCGAGGAUUCGAAAGACACCAAGUUCCCUAUCAUCGACGAAAACGAUGUGGAAAACUUCGACUAUGACACCAUGGGAAUAGGCGAUGAUAGAGACGGAGACAGUGAGGAUUCGGAUGACGGUGAUGGUGAAGAUUCGGAUGGACACAAAAGUGAUGAAUCGGAUGACAGUGACAAUAAUGAUGCGCAUGACGGUGCCGGUACAGAUAAGCAACGACGAGUUGGUGAUCGCGAAUUAAGCUCCAGUGGUGAGGGCGCAUCAAGUUCCAGAAACGAGGGCUUAUCAACUCUAGAUGAUAUUUCUACUUUGUGGGGUGAUUUGUUUGGCGAUGACAAGGCUCAUAGUGCUUUGGUCGAUGAUUUGUUAACCGGUAGCAAGGCAAAGGGGGGCCAGAGCGGUAGCAAGGCAAAGGGGAGCCAGAGCGGUAGCAAGGCAGAUGGGCGCAAGAGCGAUAGCAAGGCAGAGGGGAGCCAGAGCGGUAGCAAGGCACAGGACAAAAAAAUCAGAAUCUAA